GCGAGUAUACAAGCUUGUCAUGUUUUGUGCUCAUUAUUAUUGAAUACAUGUCUAAAACACGGCCUGCUGUGAUUCCAUUAGCUAUCCUGAUGCUUUACGGUGAUUUUCCAAACAUAUCACCAGUCUUGAUGGGACAACAGCUGAUUCAAGAGUAUCGAUGUGCUGAGUUUAUCACAAUUUCCUCUUUUGAGGGGAUGCGAUUUUUCGAUCUGGACAGACGCGACAUUUGUAAACGAAAUAUCAGACCUGUCUUUGGAGCUUCCUUUUUUGUCGGGUGCGCCAAAAGUCUGUUUCUUCCCUCCAUGGCUGCUUCCGACAAUGUGUCAACAAGCUUGAAAGCUCUAGUGAAAGCUCAAGAGACACGUAUCGCACUGUACCGCGAGUUUGCCGAUGCGUACCACGAUUACCUUGCUGAUAAAUGUUCACCAGAGGAGUACUAUUCCAUUUGUAACAUCGUCACGGAAGGAUUUCAACAAGUCUCUUCAGAAAUACAAAAUAUCGAGCUUCGUAUGAAUGAAGAAUUCGCACGUCCAGAUAUUGGCCAACUGAUCCGACGAUUGCAAGAAAAAGAAAAGGAGAAAUUACACAACACGGUCAAUCUCCAAAUCUUAACCAUUGAAUCGCGUAAGAGCGACAAGGAUUACGUAUCCAGCAUUGAAGACCGGCAACAGAGAUUAAAUCAAGUACUGCAAGAUUUGCAAGAGAUUUGGGACGAAAUAAGGGAGGAAAUUGCUGAGGCAUCCAUUGGAUCGACAUAAAAAGA
This is a messenger RNA of Radiomyces spectabilis, 763 nucleotides long. RefSeq names its product DNA repair REX1-B-domain-containing protein. Lineage: Eukaryota; Fungi; Mucoromycota; Mucoromycetes; Mucorales; Radiomycetaceae. The coding region runs from base 48 to 758 and encodes 236 amino acids. The record is from RefSeq and is a predicted model, not a curated record. The transcript is spliced from 4 exons.